Messenger RNA from Entamoeba dispar SAW760, 2043 nucleotides. RefSeq names its product 1,4-alpha-glucan-branching enzyme, putative. Gene Ontology annotation, molecular function: 1,4-alpha-glucan branching enzyme activity; cation binding; hydrolase activity, hydrolyzing O-glycosyl compounds. Gene Ontology annotation, biological process: glycogen biosynthetic process. NCBI's taxonomy places the organism in Eukaryota, Evosea, Mastigamoebida, Endamoebidae. The record is from RefSeq and is a predicted model, not a curated record. Bases 1 to 2043 code for a protein of 680 amino acids. Gene Ontology annotation, cellular component: cytoplasm. The transcript has a single exon.
AUGUCAACAAAAUUACAGAUGAUUGUAGAUGAUCCAUAUCUUGAGCCAUUUGCUGCAACAAUUUAUGGAAGACAAAAGAAAACACUUGAUGUUCUUUCAAAAAUAGAACAUAAUGAAGGAUCGUUAGAAGAAUUUGCUAAUUCAUAUAAACGAUAUGGGUUAAAUAGAACAACACAAAAAGAAAAUGGAAAAGAAGUAGAAGGAUGGAGUAUUAGAGAGUGGGCACCUAAUUUUAAAGAAAUGUAUUUAUUUGGAGAUUUUAAUAAAUGGGAUAGAGCUACAGCUAUUAAAUUAGUUCGUGAUGAAUUUGGAACACAUAGUGGGUUUAUUCCAGAUGAAAAUGGAGAAUCUAGAAUUAAACAUUUAAGUAAAAUAAAAGUAUUUGGUAUAACGUAUUCAGGAGAACGAUUAGAUAGAAUUCCUACAUAUCAUAGAUAUUGUGUUCUUAAUCCUAAAACAUCAUCAAUGGAAGCUGUUGUUUAUAAUCCAGAACAUCCAUAUAUUCCAACAUCACCAAAACCAAAAAUCCCAAAAGCAUUAAAAAUAUAUGAAAGUCAUGUUGGAAUUUGUACACCAGAAAAGAAAAUAGCAAGUUAUGAUGAAUUUAGAGAAAGAAUUGUUCCAUAUUGUAAAAAAGUUGGAUAUAACACUAUUCAAUUAAUGGCUAUUAUGGAACAUCCAUAUUAUGCAUCUUUUGGAUAUCAAGUAACUAAUUUCUUUGCUGCAUCAUCAAGAUUUGGAACACCUGAUGCAUUAAAACAUUUAAUUGAUGAAUGUCAUAAAGAAGGAAUUAUUGUAUUAUUAGAUAUUGUUCAUUCACAUACUUCUGCAAAUGUAGUUGAUGGAAUUAAUAUGUUUGAUGGAAGUGAUGGACAUUAUUUACUUGCAGGAGAACAAGGAAAACAUCCAUUAUGGGGAUCAAGAUUAUUUAAUUACAACAAUUAUGAAACAUUAAGAUUUUUAUUAUCUAAUGUUAAAUAUUAUGCAGAAGAAUUUGGAUUUGAUGGAUUUAGAUUUGAUGGAGUAACUUCUAUGAUUUAUACUCAUCAUGGUGUUGGAGCACAUACUUUUGAUUAUGCACAUUAUUUUAGUCCAAAUGCAAAUGAAGAUGCAUUAACUUAUUUAUCAUUAGUUAAUAUUCUUGUUCAUAGAAAAAAUAUGAAUUGUGUUACUGUAGCAGAAGAUGUAUCAGGAUAUGCAGGAUUAUGUAGAACAUUUGAGGAUGGAGGAAUUGGAUUUGAUUACAGACUUGCUAUGUCAUGUCCAGAUCUUUGGGUAGAAUAUUUAAAAACAAAGAAAGAUGAAGAAUGGAAUGUAAAUCAUAUUGGAUUUGUAUUAAAUAAUAGAAGAUGGAAAGAAAAAGCUAUUGCUUAUGCAGAAUGUCAUGACCAAGCAUUAGUUGGUGAUAAAACUAUCUCAUUUUGGUUAAUGGACAAAGAAAUGUAUACUGGAAUGUCAUGUUUAUGGCAACCAUCAUUAAUUAUUGAUAGAGGAAUUGCUUUACAUAAAAUGAUUCGAUUAGUAACUUGUAUGUUAGGAGGAGAAGGAUAUUUAACAUUUAUGGGAAAUGAAUUUGGACAUCCAGAAUGGCUUGAUUUCCCAAGAGAAGGAAAUGGUGAUUCAUUCCAUUAUUGUAGAAGACAAUAUAAUUUGGUUGAAGACCAUUUAUUAAGAUAUAAAUUUUUAUUGGCUUUUGAAAGAGAAAUGCUUCAUUUAGAAGAUCAAUAUCCAUGGUUAAAUAAACCAAAUGCUUAUAUCUCAAAACAUAAUGAAGGAGAUCAUGUUUUAGCAUUCCAAAGAGGAGCAGUUAUUGGAAUUUUUAAUUUCCAUUAUGAAAAGAGUUUUACAGGAUAUGGAAUUGGAGUAAAAGAACCAGGAACAUAUAAAAUCAUAUUAAACUCAGACUCUUCAGAGUUUGGAGGAUAUGAUAGAAUUACUUCUCAAGAAUACAUCUCUCAACCAAUUGAAUGUGAUGGAUUACCAAAUCAAAUUCAAAUUUAUAUUCCUUGCAGAGUUGCUAUUGUUUUAACAAAAAUAAAUUAA